Messenger RNA from Anneissia japonica, 807 nucleotides. RefSeq lists its product as uncharacterized. The record is from RefSeq and is a predicted model, not a curated record. The transcript is spliced from 2 exons. The coding region runs from base 1 to 807 and encodes 268 amino acids. Lineage: Eukaryota; Metazoa; Echinodermata; Crinoidea; Comatulida; Comatulidae.
AUGAACGAGUGGUGCUGUGUGAGAGAGAAGCAAACAAAACAAAGUAUUAGACCUAAUCAUCACAAGCCUACAGGAGAUCCAAUGAAAGAUGCUGCUACCUCGAGCACUAAUGUAAACAUGGACGGAGGAAUCAAGAGAACCCUCCUCAUCGGUGAUUCAAUCAUAAAGCACAUUAAUGAGAAAGGGCUUUUAAACACCAAGGUAAAGUGCAUUCCAGGAGCAAAAAUCAACGACAUAAGCAAAUCCAUUAUGGAAGCUGGCCCAGAGAAUUUUGAGGCCAUAGUCAUACAUGGAGGAACAAAUGACUGUUCACUUGAUGAUGCUCAUCUACAGCAAGCAACCGCAAACUUCACCAGCCUAAUCAAGGAAGUUAAGACAAAAGCCCCGCAUACCAAAUUAGUCAUAUCUACUGUAUGUCCACGAGCUGAUAACGAGGUAUUUCAACAUCGAGUCGAUCAACUUAAUUUUCAUCUGAAGGAAGUGGCCAGCACCGACGAAACCAAAUGCGCGAUUGCUGAUAACGACCUAUCGUUUAAAUUAUCGAACAACAAAUGUGAAAUGUCUACCUUAAACCGUAGUAAACUUCACUUAAGUAAUCAUGGAACCAAACGACUGUUAAAUAAUAUCAACGAAAUCCAUGAAAUCGUAAAUUUCAAGCCAGCUAACAAACAGGGCAAGAAUGAACUCCACUCGCGUUUCCGUUCUCAACCAAAGAAAGCAUCCCGAUGUAAUCAUUUGUUCCUGAUGCCAUUCACAAAAACAACUCAAUUAUUAAACGUGUGUAAUACCUUGCUUGCUGACUUAUGA